AUGGGAAGAUUUGUAGUAGGAAUCUUGAUUUUGGGUUUUCAACAAAUUCGGACGCUUAUAUCGUUGGUCGAGAUGCACAAACGUGGACCUAUGAAAAAGAAGAAAAAGAAGAGCCCACUUAAUGGGAAUCCGUUUGCGAAAGGCGUCGUGAUAAAGACUCUUAUAAGAAAACCAAAGAAACCGAAUUCAGCGAACAGAAAGUGCGUACUAGUGAGAUUGUCGAAUGGGAAAGAGAUGACAGCUUAUAUUCCAGGCAUUGGACAUAAUUUACAAGAGCACAAUGUUGUUCUCUGUAGAGUUGGCAGAUGCAAGGACGUUCCUGGUAUCAAAAUUAAGUGCGUCCGGGGUAAAUACGAUUUGGCACAUGUUAUGAAGCGUAAAUAAAGCUAACUCGUUUUCCGUAAAAGUGCACUUGUAGAUGUGGAUAAUAUAUAAUUAAAUUGUACAAAAUAUUAUAUAAUAAACGAUAGUUAAUAAUAAG
Ceratosolen solmsi marchali is the source of this 481-nucleotide messenger RNA. It is a transcript of the gene tko, whose product is annotated as 30S ribosomal protein S12 technical knockout. Gene Ontology annotation, biological process: translation. The transcript is spliced from 3 exons. Gene Ontology annotation, molecular function: structural constituent of ribosome. The record is from RefSeq and is a predicted model, not a curated record. Gene Ontology annotation, cellular component: small ribosomal subunit; ribosome. Lineage: Eukaryota; Metazoa; Arthropoda; Insecta; Hymenoptera; Agaonidae. Bases 1 to 384 code for a protein of 127 amino acids.